This is a messenger RNA of Penicillium argentinense, 1857 nucleotides long. Its product is annotated as LysM peptidoglycan-binding domain-containing protein. The transcript has 6 exons. The record is from RefSeq and is a predicted model, not a curated record. NCBI's taxonomy places the organism in Eukaryota, Fungi, Ascomycota, Eurotiomycetes, Eurotiales, Aspergillaceae. Bases 1 to 1857 code for a protein of 618 amino acids.
AUGCCACGCCAAGAUCACCUAGAAGGAACCGUCGACUCCGAUAUGCUUAGCGUUGAUGCUAGUCCCUAUCUCGAUAACGAUGAUGCUCGGCGCAUCGGACUUUUUCAAGCGCCCGAACACUACCCGUCCGCAUGCAAUUGGUCGGAAGAAUCCAACCGCCCCAAGCAAUACCCACCCGAACUCGAAAAUGAAUGCUGCAGCUCGGAGAUGGGUCAGGGGCGAUAUUCAACAGAACGUGGUGUUGGGACGCAUGCAAUGGCUUUCAAUCUAUACCCAGCGGCAAAUGCAACGACUUUAGCAGCCUUUUUCAACAUCACGCUCGAUUGCAUGGAAACAUUAAACACCACACUUCCGGAAUGUGAAUCUACCCUCUUCCAUAUGGCACUGAAUGUGGAUAACUACUGGUGGGAAGAAGAUGAUGUCACGGCCCUUUGCAGUGGGAACUGUUCUACUGCAGCAAAAUACUGGGACCUCCAGGUCGCCAGCGCCUGCGAUGGUCAGUACUAUCCGUCUUACGGGAAAUUGCUCCCUUGGGAUACAGUGACAGGUCAGUAUAUCGACGGUCUCAACACGGCAUGUCUACCGUCUACCACGAAUGACACUUGGUGCUUGAUUGAGUCUCAAGAAUGGCAAGGAGUUAUUCCUUACAGCGUCGAUUGCUCGGAGGAGCCCGAUGACCCUAGUGGUGCAAUUAACGGGACGUAUCUGGAGUCUCCGUAUUCACGGUUGCGAACCUCUAUGAGGACGAUAUUUGCCUACUCGGACUACCUAGUGGACCAGCUGCAGGAUAUUGGAGAUGUCUGCUCUACGAGCAUUCCUGAUAUCACUGUACGCGCGAUACCCACAUAUUCCUCGAUCCCGAAAAGCGUGUCGACUAAGCCAACGACAACCGAUGCCACCCCUACAUCUACGGCUACUUCAGUGCCAACGUGCUAUGGUCAGCAGGUGUCAGGAUCAGGAUGUGAUAAUCUUUCCGCGCAGUACAAUGUCACCACUGGUGAUCUGAAAGCAUACUCACAAAGCGAUUCUUGCUCUUUCUCUCGCUUGGCCUGCCUUCCGAAAGGAUGUGACUUGUAUAAAGUGACUAGCGGCGAUAGCUGCCCAUCUAUCAUAGCGGGGGCAGCUGGAAACGUGACCCUCACGCAGUUCCUGAAAUGGAAUAUCAAUAUUCUAGGUCUGUGUGACGCACCCACCGUGGGCCAGUAUGUUUGCGUUGGCGCGCCAGGAGGAAACUACAUUCUUGCACCGCCUCCUCUGGGUGAUGAUGGGGAUCUUGGUAAUGGCCAACGAGGAGGCGGUGGUGACGAUGGGUCUUCGGAAACUACUUCUUCCCCGACCGAUGAAACAUCUACUACCCCUCCCACGUCCAGUCCGACGGUGACCAAGACGACCAGCGCAAGCAGGACCACCGCGACCGCACCAGGCGAGACCCAAGCCGGCAUCGAUCCCGACUGCAACAAAUUCGCGAAAGCCCCGAAGGAUGGGAGCUGCGAGGGAUUCGCAGCGGAUAACGGUAUAUCUCCAUCCCAGUUAUACGCAUGGAACAAUGUUUUGGGAGAGAACGGCGCGUCCUGCGGCACUUCCUUCUGGGCAAAUGAGUACUACUGUGUUGGUGUUCCCGGGUCCUCCACGGUGAGCACGGUGACUGCGCCUGGUCCGACACAAACAGGAAUCGUAGGCAACUGCAACAAGUAUGCCACGCCGGCGGAUGACAAGGGUUGCGAGGAUUUUGCAAAGAAUAAUUCCAUCACGCCUGCCCAGCUGUAUAAGUGGAAUACUGUCCUGGGAGCUAACGGUAGCAACUGCGGGAACAGCUUCUGGUUCAAAGAGUACUAUUGUGUGGGCGUUAGUAGUUAG